AUGUUGGAGACGCUACGCGGGAAUAAGCUACAUUCUGGUACCUCGAAAGGCGCCAACAAAAAGUUAAACGAACUUUUGGAAUCGUGCGAUAAUCUACCAUCAGCAUCUUCUGAAUUGGGUUCAAUUCAAGUGAGUAUUAAUGAAUUGAGAAGACGUGUUUUUCAAUUGAAAAGCAAAAAUAAAGUUAGCAAUGACUAUACCAAAGCCCACUAUUUAUUGGCUAACAGCGGCUUAACCUUUGAAGAUGUUGAUUCUUUCAUUAAAGACUUGCAAACGAACCAAUUUUUGGAACCAAGUCCACCCAAAGUAAUUGAGAGUGAGGAAUUGGAUUUCUAUCUCAAAACUAAAAAGGAAGAGAACAUUUUGAUGUCUAUCGAACAGCUUUUAAACGGUGCUACAAAAGAUUUUGAUAAUUUUAUCAAUCAUAACUUAAAUCUCGAUUGGACUCAGCAUAAAGGUGAAGUCAUGAAAAACUUUGGUAUCCUUAUACAAGAUAAGAAAACCAUUGACCACAAGAAAUCGGUCAGUUCUUUAGACCCGAAACUUCCAAGUUGGGGCAAUAAGGGCAAUAAUAUUUUAAAUAGCAACGAAUCCAGAUUAAAUGUCAACGAAAAUAAUAUUCUUAGAGAAAAGUUUGAGAAUUAUGCAAGAAUUGUAUUUCAAUUUAACAACAGUAGACAAGCAAAUGGAAAUUUUGAUAUAGCUAAUGAGUUCAUCUCAAUAUUAUCUUCUGCGAACGGAUCAAGAAACGCUCAAUUACUAGAGAGUUGGAAGAUUCUGGAAUCGAUGAAAGGUAAGGACAUUAAUAUUGUUGAAGUCGGAAAACAGUACCUUGAGCAACAGUUUUUACAAUAUGCCGACAAUUUAUAUAAGAAGAACAUGAAUGAAGGAUUGGCAACCAACGUCAAUAAAAUCAAGUCCUUCAUUGAUACAAAGUUGAAGAAAGCAGACAAAUCAUGGAAGAUUUCUAAUUUAACUGUUAUCAAUGGUGUUCCAAUAUGGGCCUUAAUAUUUUAUCUUUUAAGGGCAGGCCUAAUCAAGGAAGCAUUGCAGGUUCUAGUAGAGAACAAGGCUAAUAUCAAAAAAGUAGAACAAUCGUUCCUUACUUAUUUCAAAGCAUAUGCUUCUUCAAAGGACCACGGUUUACCGGUGGAAUAUUCCACCAAGCUUCACACCGAAUACAACCAACAUAUAAAAAGCUCACUAGAUGGCGAUCCUUAUCGCCUAGCUGUCUAUAAAUUGAUCGGAAGAUGCGACUUAAGUAGAAAAAAUAUUCCUGCAGUCACUUUAAGCAUCGAAGAUUGGUUGUGGAUGCAUCUCAUGUUGAUCAAAGAAAACGACGCGGAAAAUGAUCCUGUUUAUGAAAGAUACUGCUUAGAAGACUUCCAAAACAUAAUAAUAUCGUAUGGGCCAUCUCGCUUUUCAAACUAUUAUUUACAAACACUUUUGUUAAGUGGAAUCUAUGGAUUAGCUAUUGAUUAUACUUAUACGUUUAGUGAAAUGGAUGCGGUACAUUUGGCAAUAGGGCUAGCAAGCCUGAAGCUAUUUAAGGUUGAUAGCUCAACACGUUUGGCAACAAAAACUAAGAGAGAUAUCAGGUUCGCAAACGUACUAGCUAAUUAUACCAAGUCCUUUAGAUAUUCAGACCCUAGAGUUGCUGUGGAAUACUUAGUUCUAAUCACCUUAAAUGAGGGGCCUUCUGAUAUCGAGUUAUGUCAUGAGGCCUUAAGAGAGCUAGUGUUGGAAACUAAAGAAUUUACGGUUCUUUUAGGUAAAAUUGGACGCGAUGGAGCUAGAAUUCCGGGGGUGAUCGAAGAAAGACAACCUUUACUACACGUUCGUGAUGAAAAGGAAUUUCUGCAUACAAUUACAGAACAAGCAGCAAGAAGGGCGGAUGAAGACGGUAGAAUAUAUGACAGUAUAUUAUUGUACCAGCUUGCUGAAGAAUAUGACAUUGUUAUUACCCUUGUCAAUGGUUUAUUAAGUGAUACUCUCAGUGCGUCAGAUUUAGACCAACCAUUAGUUGGACCCGAUGACAAUAGUGAGACGAAUCCUAUCUUGUUGGCCAGGAGGAUGGCGUCCAUAUAUUUUGACAACGCUGGUAUAUCGAGACAGAUUCAUGUUAAAAACAAAGAAAUUUGCAUGUUACUCUUGAAUAUUUCCGCUAUCAAGGAGCUAUACUUCAAUAAACAAUGGCAAGAAACAUUAUCCCAGAUGGAGCUAUUAGACUUACUUCCUUUCACAGACGAACUAUCUGCUAGAAAGAAAGCACAAGAUUUUUCUAGUUUAGAUGAUAACGUUGUGAAAAAUAUUCCAAAUUUGUUGAUUAUUACUCUAAGCUGUAUAUCGAACAUGGUUCAUACCUUGAACGACAGUAAGUAUCAAACGUCCACAAAAGGUCAACAAAUCGAUUCUCUAAAAAAUGUUGCGAGACAGUGUAUGAUUUAUGCUGGUAUGAUUCAAUACAGAAUGCCCAGAGAAACAUACAGCACCUUAAUCAAUAUAGAUGUCUCUCUAUGA
Molecule: messenger RNA, 2520 nt
Organism: Saccharomyces paradoxus
Lineage: Eukaryota; Fungi; Ascomycota; Saccharomycetes; Saccharomycetales; Saccharomycetaceae
Gene: NIC96
Product: linker nucleoporin NIC96
Exons: 1
Coding region: 1-2520 (839 amino acids)
Biological process (GO): poly(A)+ mRNA export from nucleus; protein import into nucleus
Cellular component (GO): nuclear pore
Molecular function (GO): structural constituent of nuclear pore
Source: RefSeq, a predicted model, not a curated record